This is a messenger RNA of Paramecium sonneborni, 1059 nucleotides long. The record is from the annotation of a GenBank genome assembly. Lineage: Eukaryota; Ciliophora; Oligohymenophorea; Peniculida; Parameciidae.
GAAUGAUUGUUUUCAUAAUCCCACUGUUAUUUAUUGUAUAAAGUUAAACAACAAAUACAACAACAACUACAACAUCAACGACAACAAUAAGCUAUGCAAAUUAAGGAUCUGAUUGGAGUUCAGGAGUUUGUUAAAGUAAUUCUAUAAAUUAUAUUUUUAGGCAGUACUUCUCAAAGUCCAAUUAAUUUAGAAGUAUCAUCAGGAACAUGUGAUAAUUCCAUGGUUCUUGAUAUUUAAUUCAAGAAGGAGGCAAUGCAAAUAGUUAUGGAAAGAGUGCAACAUACAAUACAAUCUAAUGCGUCGAUUUCAAAUUUAUAUGCCACAGACAUUAAUGGAAAUCUUUAUGGUAAAUUGGUGAAAUAAAUAAGGAUACACUGCUACAUAAUUCAUGUUUCAUGGACCUUCUGAACAUACUAUUGAAGGCACUCGAUAUGAUUUAGAAAUGCAAAUUGUUCAUGAAUUAAAAGUAAUACUUUAUAUUUAUAUAUUUUAAUUUUUAGUCUGAGUUUAGUGCCACCAUAACUAAAGCUAUAGUUUCAAUAUUAUUUGAGGUUUCAAGCACAGAUUAGCCAUUCUUUACCGCAUAUGACUUUUCUUUAGUGGCUGCUCCAACCACAUCUAAUUCAACAACAAAUUAAACGAAUUAAACUAACACAACAACUGCUGCAUCUGUGACUUCUACUAUAGCUUCAAUCAAUUUUAAUGAUCUCCUAGGAUCAUAAUUAGAUGCUAACCCAGCUUAUUACACUUAUAUUGGAUCCUUAACUAUUCCAGGUUUGAGUCUCAUCUAAUAUAUUAUUAGAUUGUGAUGACAAUGUUAAUUGGUAUAUUUUGGAUUCCGUAUUGCCAAUCAAUUAAACUCAACUAGAUGCUUUUAAUACUUAUUUCUUAAGCAAUUCAACUUUUGCAACUGGAAAGGGUAAUAAUAGAGCAAUUCAGUUAACAAACGAUAGAAUCAUUAAAAAAGGAGGAGUAGCAUGUGAAGAGUAGUUUGUCUACUUUUUCUCCUUCUUUAUCCUUUAUAUUUUUAUUAAUUAUUUCAUAUUCAAAUUGUUAUGA